AUGAGUGAUAUUAUCAGAAGUUCUUAGUACAGAGCAAUACAGAAUGUUACAACUAAUCAACAAGCCAAUAAUCCAGUCCUCCAGGGACAAGUGGUAAAGCAAGUAAUCUUGGAAACACGCAAAGAUGAAUAGACUGAAUAAUACGAAUUGAGAAUCGAAAAACUCACUCAAGAGGUUGAGCAGUGGAAAAGACAAUGCUUUUUAAGUGAGUAGUAACUAAAUAAAUUUACAACUCAAUUACAAGAAAUGGCCAGUCUUGAAGCUAGAUUGGCUGCUUUGUAAUAGGAAUAUAAGAGUGUGGAAAUCAAAUAUCGAGAAAAGUGUAAUGAAUUCGAGAAGUUGAGGAUUGAGUAUAGUAAACUUGAUUCAGCCCUUAUCUCUUAUUCAUUAACUCACAUUGAAACCAAGAAGUUCGAGGAGGCCAUACAGAGUAAAUAGAAUAUCAUUUCCGACUUGCAAAGACAACUCCAAGAUGCCAAUGAGAGAUUAUUACAAAUCCCUAAAUUGGAAGAUUUGUUGAGAAACGAACAUCGCAAAAACGAAUAACUAGUCUAAGAGAUUGAUUAAUGGAAAUAAAAGUACUCAGCCACACAAUAGGACAAAGAUAAUUACAUUAAAUAAUUAAAAUACGAAAGUGAAGAUAUUAAUUAGAAAAACAAAGAAUUCUUAGAGGCUGAAAUUUAGAAAGGGAAUAAUGAUCUCUUGAACAAGGUGAAAUUACUUUAAGCCCAAAUCGAACAACUUAAGACAGAGGCCAAAUAAUUCUAAAAUCUCUUGUAAUUGGAGUAGUCUGAAAAUAACAAAUUAAAAUCUGAGGUGGAUUUAUUAAAUGCUCGUAUUGUGGAACAAAAUGAACAAUUAGACAUUGAGAUUGGAUUGGUCAAGGAGAGAGACUUCAAAUUAAAUGAUGCUGAAGCCAAGAUCAAAUAAUUAGAGGAUGAUUUGUUGGAAAUCAGAAGAUUGGAUCAAAUUAUUCAGGAUUUGGAAACUAAAAAUCAGAAUCUAGUGAAUGAGAUAGACACAUUACGUAAUGAGGCUAAUCAAUACAAAUUGGUUAUUUAGUAAUUGGAACAUGAUCUUGGUAAGUUAAUGGAAUUGGAAAAUAAAGUGGCUAUGUUGUCUUCCGAAAUUGAAAGAUUGAAAUAGAUGAUAGCUUCUAAGAAUGAGUAAAUAGAUAGAUUGAAACAACAAAUUGAUCAAUUAAAUAAAGCAAUAGAUGAGUAUAAGACUAUUGAAGCAGAGAAGUAGGUGCUUGAAAAUAAAUGUGCUAUGUUGGCUACAGAAAUUGAAAGAAAGAAGUUUUAGAUUGAAUAGAGAGAUGCUAAAAUUAAUGAUCUAAAUAAACAAAUCAACGAGCAACAAUAAUUCAUUGAUGAGUUGAAGGAAAGACCUGAUCUCUCCAUCCCUUUGGCUGAGGCUGAGAACUUGAUUAAGUUAUGGCAAGAGAAAUAUUAAAAUUUAGAGUAAAUUCAAAACAAAUACACAAUUAUUGAAUAAGAAAACUAUUAAUUGAAGAAUUAAUUGUAAGCCUUGUUGUAAGAAUUAGAUCAACUCAAAAAAGAUUUAGAAUAGAGAUCAAAUCAAUUGAAUGAUGCUGAGUCAACCAUUCAUUUAAUGGAAUAAGAUCUUAACAAACUCAGUUCACUUCAAGAACAGGUCAAGGCUUGGGAAUCUAAAUAUCAAUUACAAACAGAGUAAUUUACCACAAUAAGAGAGUAAUUGAUUCAAAGUUAGGAAACCAUAAAGAAGAGCGAUAGGGAUGAGAUUUUAAAUGAGUUAAGAGAGUUACAGGGAAGAUACCAAUCUUUGGAAACCUAGAAUCAAGACCUCAUUGAUUAACUAGAAUAAUUGAGAUAGUUGUAUAUUAAGUGUCAAGCAGAAUUGGAGGAGGCCAUCAAAUUAGAAUCAAAGGUGUAUGAUUUGGAAAACAAGGUGGCCAUGCUUUCAAGUGAAGUAGAAAGAUUGAAAUACAGAACCAAUUAAAAGGAUGAGGAAUUAAAGAAAUUGUAAGCUUAGACUAAGGAUUUCGAUAGUUUGAAGAAUGAUUUCUAAUAGUAGAGUGGAGAUUUAUAGAAUACAUCACAAUCAUUGGAGGAAGUGACUUAGCAAUUGGAAUCAUAAUUGGAUAAGUUUAAGUUAUAGACGAAAGAAUUGAAUGAGGCUUAAUAAAUGAGGGAUCAAUUGGAAAAUAAGAUUGCUAUGUUGUCUACUGAAAUUGAAAGAUAUAAAUACAAGUUAAAUAGCAAAUAGAAUGAGACUGAUGAAUUAAAGAAGUAAAUCCUAGAUCUACAAUAACAGAUAAGUCAUCUAAGUUAAGUGGAGAAUGACAAUAUCAAAUUAAAUUAAGAGUGUGAAAAAUUAGAUCAAAAGUAUAAUGAUUAAGUUGAAGUAUUGCAACAAACCAAAAAUGAGAGAAAUGAAUUACAAUAAAUCAAAAGCCAAUUAGAAUAAGAUUUACACUUAUUGUAAUCAGAGUUGCAAACCUCUUAACAAAAUUAAGAAAUCAAAAACAAAUAAAUAAAACAAUUAGAGAAUGUGAUUUAAGAGAAGGAAUAAAAUAUUUCAUAGCUUAAGAAUUAAGAGUAAAAGAUGUUUGAAUAUGAAACUAAAUUAGCAUUUCUAAGUCAGGAGAUUGAAAGAUAAACCAAUCAAUAUAAGGUGAAAUUGGGUGAAUUGGCAGAGUUGUAAUCCCAAUUGAUUAAUAUAAAUGAAUUAUAAAUAGUCAUCUAGACCCUUGAAAAUGAAAAAGCAAAACUCUCAGGAAUAAUCUAACAAAAGGAACAUGAGACUCAAUCAUGGAAGAAUAAGGUAGAUGAGUAGUAAAAGGCAAUGGAGAAAUUUGAAGAGAUGAAGUAUCAAAUGGAGAAUAAAAUUGCUAUGUUAUCAAGUGAAGUUGAGAGAUUGAAUUACAAAUAUAAGGUAUUAUUGGAUGAUAAGUCCAAAUGGAAUAAGAGAAUGAAGUUGCUUUUUGAUGAAUUAACAAAAGUUAGUAUGUAGAAUGAGAUUUCAUCGAAUGAAGCAUUCAAUUGGAAACAUAAGAUAUUGGAGUUGGCUGAAUUGCAAUCAAAAUUGACACAACAAGAUGGUUCUAUUUAACAAUGUUUGUAGGAGACCGAACACAUGAGAUAGCAAUUACAAGAAUAAGAUUUCUUGGAUGCUAGACAAAAAGUAAGAUCAUUAUGA
Paramecium tetraurelia is the source of this 3183-nucleotide messenger RNA. RefSeq lists its product as uncharacterized. The transcript is spliced from 5 exons. The record is from RefSeq and is a predicted model, not a curated record. Lineage: Eukaryota; Ciliophora; Oligohymenophorea; Peniculida; Parameciidae.